Bicyclus anynana (squinting bush brown) is the source of this 1019-nucleotide messenger RNA. It is a transcript of the gene Trax, whose product is annotated as translin-associated protein X. The coding region runs from base 145 to 990 and encodes 281 amino acids. Gene Ontology annotation, cellular component: nucleus; cytoplasm. The transcript is spliced from 5 exons. Gene Ontology annotation, molecular function: RNA endonuclease activity; sequence-specific DNA binding; RNA binding. The record is from RefSeq and is a predicted model, not a curated record. NCBI's taxonomy places the organism in Eukaryota, Metazoa, Arthropoda, Insecta, Lepidoptera, Nymphalidae.
GUGGAUGUCAAUGCCCGUUUGCACCAUAGAGUAGAAUGUUUGUACUUUGUGCUGACAAAACAAAAUCAAUAACUAAAAAUUGAUAAAAAAUAAAACUAAAAGCAAUCUCAUCCAAGAGUUAUAUAUUGAUAUUAUAACUUCAAUAUGUCUGGACGAGGUAAAUAUCGCGGAAGCCGGCCUCGAAACAACUAUCAAAAUUUUCCCUCGGUGGCGAAGGAAGGUACAGCGUCAUUGGCCGCAGAUAGUCCUGUGCUGGCAAUGUUCAAGAAUGCUGCAUUAAAGCUCAGCGAACGCCAGGACCGACAUGAGAGACUCGUGAAGCUGUCCAGAGACACUACUAUUGAGAGCAAACGGGUUAUCUUUCUCUUACACUCUGCAGUCACUAAAGAAGCGACAGGGAAGGCCGUGAUAGAAGCCAAAGAACGUCUUCAAAAACUUGUUGAGGGGCCAAUUAAAAGCAUUGGCCUGGAAUUGGAAAACAGUCCACUGCACUUGCAUGCCAGAGCGGUUACUGCUGGUUUUCAAGAAUUUAUAGAAGCUAAGACAUUCUGUUCUUUAAUGGAGAACAAAACCAUUGUCACAUAUCCUGAAAUACAGAAAGAGUUUCAGUAUGAUGUUAAAGAAGAAGAUGGUGAAAAUACAAGAAAAGUGGUAACAUUUCUACCACACAUGGACUAUAUGCUUGGCUUGGCUGAUCUAACUGGAGAGUUGAUGAGAAGAGCUAUAAACAGUAUUGCGAGUGGCAAUAGACAAGAGAGUUACCAUGCCUGUCAAGUUGUGAGGCACUUAUACAGUGGAUCUUUAGGGUUGUACGGCAUAGGCAAGGAGCUGUCGCGCAAGACGACGGUGAUGCGCACCAACGUGUCCAAGGUGGAGGGGGCGAUCUACGCGAUGCACGUGCGCGGCCGCGAGGCACCGUCGACGCUGGACACCGCCGCGGCGACCUGGGACGCGCACGACCACCACUCCGACGACGAGGGCUUCUUUUAACGCUUGUACAAUAAAUGCUUUUAUCUAAU